This is a messenger RNA of Lentinula edodes (shiitake mushroom), 420 nucleotides long. RefSeq names its product ribosomal protein S26e. The transcript is spliced from 2 exons. Gene Ontology annotation, cellular component: cytosolic small ribosomal subunit; ribosome. Gene Ontology annotation, molecular function: mRNA binding; structural constituent of ribosome. Gene Ontology annotation, biological process: translation. The record is from RefSeq and is a predicted model, not a curated record. NCBI's taxonomy places the organism in Eukaryota, Fungi, Basidiomycota, Agaricomycetes, Agaricales, Omphalotaceae. The annotation marks the transcript as partial.
AAUGGCGGCCGUAACAAAAAGGGACGUGGCCAUGUUACCUUCAUGCGCUGCUCCAACUGCUCUCGAUGUGUGCCCAAAGACAAAGCCAUCAAGAGGUUCACCGUAAGAAACAUGGUCGAGAGUGCGGCAGUUAGGGAUAUCAGCGAGGCGUCGGUUUACUCAGGCGAGUCAACGAGAGAUCUUGUUUGUUCACCUGUAAAUCUGACUGGUUUUCACUCUACAGAAUACGCAGUUCCAAAAUUGUACAUCAAAAUCGCAUACUGUGUAUCGUGCGCCAUCCACUCACAUGUUGUCCGUGUGCGCUCACGUGAAGGACGUCGUAACCGUGCCCCUCCACCUCGAGUCCGCUGGAAGGAUGGUAAGAAGGUCAAUCCUGCUGUCGCUGCGGCAGAGGACGCAAAGGCUGCUGCAAAGGUUUAA